AUGGAACAUAGUUCUAGUAGAGAUGGUACAACUGGAUGGUCUACAUCUCCAGAUUCCAUCUCCCAGACGCUAGUGGUUAUUGAUUUCCUGGCUUCCAGGUAUGCCAAGCAUCCGGCCUUGCUGGGAAUUGAGCUUCUAAACGAACCAUCUUCUGCCACCGUCCCACUGGACAUUUUAGUUUCAUAUUACAAACAAGGCUACCAGAUUGUUCGGAAAUACUCAUCAACAGCUUAUGUGAUUUUCUGCCAAAGAAUAGGCAACACAGAUCCAUUUGAACUUUAUCAAGCUAACUUAGGCUCGAUAAAUACAGUAGUUGAUUUGCAUUACUACAAUCUCUUUGACAAUUUUUUUGUAAACAUGAGUACUGUUGAUAAUAUUCAAUACAUAUACAAGAGCAGGGAGUCCCAAGUACAAGCUCUGAAUGGUGCAAAUGGGCCUCUUGUUUUUAUUGGGGAAUGGGUGAAUGAAUGGAACGUCAUGAGCGGAUCCCAAUUAGACUACCAGGAUUUUGGGAGAGCCCAGUUAGAGGUAUAUGGUGCUGCCUCUUUUGGAUGGGCUUAUUGGACGAUUAAAAACGACAGAAAGCACUGGGAUUUCGAAUGGAAUAUUCAAAACAAUUAUCUCCAACUGGGUAAGAUUGUAGCUUCACCUACGAUCCACCGGGAGAAAUACAAUAAAUUCCUGAAUCUGAAAAGACUCGCGUUCUGUUUUUGA
Ilex paraguariensis (yerba mate) is the source of this 714-nucleotide messenger RNA. Lineage: Eukaryota; Viridiplantae; Streptophyta; Magnoliopsida; Aquifoliales; Aquifoliaceae. The record is from the annotation of a GenBank genome assembly.